UACAUGUAUAUACUAUAAUACUAUAAUACAUGUAUAUACUAUAAUACUAUAAUACAUGUAUAUACUAUAAUACAGACAUUUAGUGUAUUUUGUCCUGUUAUUGUCGGUGUCCAUACAUCUUCUUAUCCACAUAGACACCUACAGUCACCGUCCUCUGACAUCAUUUAUCUCUACACUGAGCAGAUGAGCCUAGAGCAGCAGCCCCUGAUCAUGUGACUCCUCCUCCUCCUCCAUGUGACUGAUCACCUGACUGUGACAUCAUCGCAGGUCCUGUUAGUACACUUCCUGAGUUGCUCUUCAGGUGAAGCUUAUGAAUCAGAAAUAAAAUAUGAAGAAUAUUAAUGCUCCAGAGACAGAUGUGAGCGGUGAUGACCAGUAUAAGGAGGACAUCCCUACAAGGAAAGACUUGAUCUAUAUUAAUGAUCCAGAUAUAAAGGAAAAAGAAGAGACAGAUGUGAGUGGUGAUGAGCAGUAUAAGGAGGACAUUCCUACAGGGAAAGAUCUGAUCUAUACUAAUACUACAGACAUUAAGGAGGAUGAAGAGACAGAUGUGAGCGGCGAUGAGCAGUACACUGAGGACAUUCCUACAGUGAAAAAUCUGAUCUAUAUUAAUGCUACAGACAUAAAAGAAGAAAAGGAGACAGAUGUGAGUGGUCAUGAGCAGUAUAAGGAGGACAUUCCUACAGGGAAAGAUCUAAUCUAUACUAAUACUACAGACAUAAAGGAAGAAGAUGAGGAGACAGGUGUGAGCAGUGAUGAGCAGUAUAAGGAAGAAAUUCCUACAGGGAAAGAUCUGAUCUAUACUAAUACUACAGACAUAAAGGAAGAAGAAGAAGAGACAGAUGUUAGCGGUGAUGAGCAGUAUAUUAAUACUACAGACAUAAAGAAAGAAGAGACAGAUGUUAUCGGUGAUGAGCAGUAUAUCGAGGACAUUCCUAUAGGGAAAGAUCUGAUCUAUACUAAUACUACAGAGAUAAAGGAAGAAGAAGAAGAGACAGAUGUGAGCAGUGAUGAGCAGUAUAAGGAGGACAUUCCUACAGGUAAAGAUCUGAUCUAUGCUAAUACUACAGACAUAAAGGAAGAAGAAGAGGAGACAGAUGUGAGCGAUGAUGAUCAGUAUGAGGACAUUCCUAAAGGUAACCAUCCAGAUAACUGUACCGGGAGAUCAGAGGAGAAUCUUAUAUCUUCAGAUUAUAAAGCAGAUGAUGAUAUCACACAAGAUACAUAUGAAGAACAUUCCAUUAUCCCAGAUACACCCUCAGCCCUUCACAGCCAAGAUCUGCCAUCUCAUCCUUUAAAAACAGUCCUAUCAUCUGAUGUAUCACAGCAAAAUAUGAGGAAGCCAGUUUCAUGUUCAGAAUGUGGAAAAUGUUUUUCUAAAAAAUCAAAUCUUUUUCAACAUAAAAAAAUUCACACAGGAGAGAAGCCAUUUUCAUGUUCACAAUGUGAAAAAAGUUUUUCUUAUGAAUCAAAACUUAUUCAUCAUCAAAAAAUUCACACAGGGGAGAAGCCAUUUUCAUGUUCACAAUGUGAAAAAGGUUUUUAUCAGAAAUCAGAUCUUGUUAGACAUCAAAGAACUCACACAGGCGAGAAACCAUUUUCAUGUUUAGAAUGUGGGAAAUGUUUUAUUCUAAAAUCACAUCUUGUUCAACAUCAAAAAAUUCACACAGGAGAGAAGCCAUUUUUGUGUCCGGAAUGUGGUAAAUAUUUUGCUCAGAAAUCAGAACUUAAUAGACAUCUAAGAAUUCAUGCAGGAAAGAAGCCAUUUGCAUGUUCAGAAUGUGGGAAAUGUUUUACUCUAAAAUCAUAUCUUGUUCAACAUAAAAAAAUUCACACAGGAGAGAAGACAUUUUUGUGUCCGGAAUGUGGUAAAUAUUUUGCUCAGAAAUCAGAACUUAAUAGACAUCUAAUAAUUCACACAGGAAAGAAGCCAUUUUCAUGUUCAGAAUGUGGAAAAUGUUUUUCUAAUAAAUCAAAUAUUAUUCAACAUCAAAAAAUUCACACAGGAGAGAAGCCAUUUUCAUGUUCAGAAUGUGGAAAAUGUUUUUCUAAUAAAUCAAAUAUUAUUCAACAUCAAAAAAUUCACACAGGAGAGAAGCCAUUUUCAUGUUCAGAAUGUGAAAAAUGUUUUGCUACUAAAUCACUUCUUGUUAUACAUCAAAGAAGUCACACAGGAGAGAAGCCAUUUUUAUGUUCAAAAUGUGGGAAAUGUUUUACUGACAAAUCAAAUCUUGUUCAACAUCAGAAAAUUCAUACAGGAAAGAAGCCAUUUUCAUGUACAGAAUGUGAAAAAAGUUUUUCUUAUGAAUCAAAACUUAUUCAACAUCAAAAAAUUCACACAGGGGAGAAGCCAUUUUCAUGUUCAGAAUGUGAAAAAUGUUUUACUCAGAAAUCUGAUCUUGUUAGACAUCAAAGAACUCACACAGGCGAGAAACCAUUUUCAUGUUUAGAAUGUGGGAAAUGUUUUAGUCUAAAAUCACAUCUUGUUCAACAUCAAAAAAUUCACACAGGAGAGAAGUCAUUUUUGUGUCCGGAAUGUGGUAAAUAUUUUGCUCAGAAAUUAGAACUUAAUAGACAUCUAAUAAUUCACACAGGAAAGAAGACAAUUCAGAGCAAUAAAUGAUGCAGAUAAGACAUCUAUAUAUUAACCAUGUACAUAGGAUAUCUGACAUUUAUACAUAUAUCAUAUACUGCAUCUCCAAACUUGUUCCCAAUUGUUAAUAAAAGUUUUCUUUUAGAACGUAGUCACCGAUCCAGCGAUGUCAUCACUAUAGUUUACAUGGUAGGAAAAGAGUGUGAUAUAUGGUUGUGAUAUUCACUGCUCCUCAUGGAGAAGACCCAACAGGUAUAAUCCAUGGGGAGCUGCUACUGGAGACCCAAACACCUCAGAGAGAAGGGACUUAUUCCAGUGAUGAAGAAUUCCAGGACAUGACCAGAUUAGAGACACAAAAUCACUUCUAUCUUCUGGCUUCUAGGACAUUAUUCUGAUGGAAGAACUUUACACAUUAUAAAAAGUCCUAUAGGUGUUGGGGAACAUUUAUAGACAAUUGUUGGCCCCGGCUGUCAUGGCGUACCAUAGAAGAUGAAUUAAUAUCGCUCCAUAGUGUAUAAUAUCCAAGACAGAAUAAAUACAACAUCUCUUACCACAGGUCGUUCUGCACCGUACACCACAAUGGUGAGAUUGUCAGCGUCCCUUGAGAAAGUCCAUCAAGCAGACGAAACGUACGUUGGAGCGGGGGUGACAGGACCCUACUAUGGGCAAGUGUAACAGUGCAUGGUAUACGGUACACUAACUGUACAAGGAGUGGUACAUGUUCAGUCAGCACUGUUAGGCUGCACAGUAGUGGAGGAUAAGGCCCGGGCCCCCUAUAGGCCCAUUAUAUGAAGUCAGACCUACAUAUCACUUCUUACUCUAUAUUUAAGUUUUCACUGUUUAGUAAUAGUAUAUUACAAGUGUAACCUGUCCCAUCUUCUUUUUGGAUUAAAUAGUCUAAAUAUCUACCUCACUUUGUAUUACUUUAUGACGUUUUUUCACAUGUAUUUGGUGUUAAUAGAUUGAUUAAUAAAAUAUAAUUAUCAGUA
Molecule: messenger RNA, 3582 nt
Organism: Hyla sarda
Lineage: Eukaryota; Metazoa; Chordata; Amphibia; Anura; Hylidae
Product: zinc finger protein 345-like
Exons: 3
Coding region: 329-2623 (764 amino acids)
Biological process (GO): regulation of transcription by RNA polymerase II
Cellular component (GO): nucleus
Molecular function (GO): RNA polymerase II transcription regulatory region sequence-specific DNA binding; DNA-binding transcription factor activity, RNA polymerase II-specific
Source: RefSeq, a predicted model, not a curated record